CCAGAAAAAAAAUAGCUUACUCAGUCUUUGCUUUGCAAAUAAAUCUUAUUUGUUCUGUUUAAUAUUUACCAGUGGACAUUAACUUAAUACUGCCCAACAAAAUGAAGAAUAGGAAAGAAGCACCGUGAAAGAGAAGUCCAGCGCUAACUGCUCAGAAGGAAAAUGAAGUCAGCAUUGUAUUUGUGUUUGUUGCUUCUUGCACUUCAAGUCCAGGGUAAACCUACAUCCAACCUCAAUGAUGAACAGCAGGAGCAAAAAACACCCCAUUCCCCAGAAGACCAGGCUGAAGAUGAAAACUUGCCCCAUGUCAAGAUAGCCCCCGGCAAUGCUGACUUUGCAUUUAGGUUUUACAAGCAUGUCAGAGAUGAGGUGGGCAACAAGAACAUUUUCUUCUCUCCUUUGAGCAUCUCUACUGCCUUUGCAAUGCUCUCCCUGGGGGCCAGAUCAAACACGCUCAAUCAGCUGCACAAAGGCCUUGCCUUCAACCUCACAGAGCUGGAGGAGAAAGAGAUCCAUGACGGAUUUCAGCGUGUUCUCCAACUGCUGAAUGACCCUCACCGAGAAGUCCAGUUGAGCAUGGGCAAUGCCCUGUUCAUAGAUGAUCGACUGAAACUGCUCCAAAAAUUUUUGGAUGAUGUCACAAACUUUUAUUAUUCUGAAGCUAUUUCCAGUGACUUCCAGAAUUCUCCAGAGGCUACGAAGGAAAUCAAUAAGUAUAUAGAAACAAAAACGCAUGGGAAAAUUGUUGAUUUAGUCAAGGAGCUUGAUGAAGGAACCCUGAUGGUUCUAGUCAACUACAUUUUCUUUAAAGGCUACUGGGAAAAACCUUUCAACAAUUUGUCCACCAGAGACGAUGACUUCUUCUUGGAUGCCAAGAAUUCUGUUAAGGUCAAAAUGAUGCAUCAAAGCAAAGCCUUUAAUAUCCAUAGGGAUGAGAAGAUGUCUUGCUGGGUAGUAGAACUCCCAUACAAGGGAAAUGCUGUUGCAUUGUUUCUUCUGCCUGAUGAAGGGAUGAUGAAGCAGGUGGAGGACGCUUUGCUAAAAGAAACAGUGUCUAACUGGAUGCAAUCACUUACAAUGAGGAGAAUCUAUCUGGACCUUCCAAAAUUCUCUAUCUCUGGCUCCUAUGAUGUUAAGAACCUCUUCGAGAAAAUGGGUGUGACAGAGGUGUUCAGUGACCAGGCUGAUCUCUCUGGAAUUGCAGAAAUUUCUCAGCUGAUGGUUUCCAAAGCAAUUCACAAGGCCGUGGUGGAUGUCAGUGAGAAUGGCACAGAGGCUGCUGCAGCGACCCUGAUGGAAAUUGUAGCAAUGUCUGCACCAUUUCCUCCUCCUCUUCACAUCAGAUUCAAUAGGCCCUUCCUGAUGAUAAUUGUGGACAAAACCACCCACAGCAUCCUCUUCAUGGGGAAAAUUGUGAACCCAGCUGUCAAGGAAGACUAGUCCAGAGCACUUGCACUUCCCAGUGCAGAGAAGAGAGCUUGGGCACAUCCCAGCCACUUCUUUGCAAAAAGGGACUAGAAUUGAUCCCUAUUUAACAAAUAAAUAAAUUUUACCUGAGGUUAUUCUUCAGUUACAAACAGGCAGCUGGGGACAAGCUUGAGUGGGCCAUGUUUAUAAAAUGACCCAGGCCAAAUAGGCAUCCUUGGGAUCUUCAACUGAGAAACAUUUCUCUACCUUGCUCACUCAACUCUAGUGCCACAAUCCUCUUCAUGCAGAUAAACCUUCCUGCUCCUUGCUAAGAAACUCUCUGUGUCUCCCAUUUUCUGCAUAGCAAGUCAUUAUCUCAGAAACCACAAAUUUAUCCCCUUCAGCUGAGAAACAAUCCUUUCCCUCCCUCUCAUUCCACUGUGAAUCCCAGAAGUCUCCUUCAUCUUUUAAGUCCUUCCAGGGUUCAGUGGCUAAAAGAAAACAGAAAUAUAGGCCUGCUAAACCUUUCCUCUCCUGGAUGGUAGAUGCUCCUGGGUAAAGAAUAAUCCUUUUCCUUCCAGCUUGACAACUGCCUCCUACCAGCUCCAAGCCCUUGCUCCCAUCUCCAUUCCUCGUUAGUUGCUCCAGAGUAAGGGGCCCAAUUUUUCUGGCAGGGCAAGAAUUUAGUUUCUGUGUCAGCGAAAGCUGCACAUCAUUGUAGCAAUGGCCAUCCUAAGUGGUCUUGUGCAUGUACAGUAAAUCCUGGGCUCCCUAGGAGAACUGGAUGUGGCAAAAACCAUCUUCUGGUUCCCAAAAUUGGUGACAGCGGCCUGGGAGGUCAUGCCUUCAUUGUCCCAAAGCCAGUUAAUCAUGUUCAUCCUCCUCCCCUCUUCUGCAAACUUAGGCUUGUGAGUGUCUCCAAGAGAUUCCUCUCCAUUAAGCUGAUGUUCAGGGUGCAACAAGGUGACUCUGACACUUUCCUGAGCAUUGAGCAAGCAGAAGCUAGUGUUUCCAGCAGCACGAUGUGAAUGGAGAGCUGUGCUGCAGCAGAUUAAUUUAGUUUACUGCCAAUUUAAAAUAAAGUAGGACAAUAAUAAACAAAAACAUAGUUAAAAACA
Messenger RNA from Calidris pugnax (ruff), 2525 nucleotides. Its product is annotated as alpha-1-antitrypsin-like. Lineage: Eukaryota; Metazoa; Chordata; Aves; Charadriiformes; Scolopacidae. The record is from RefSeq and is a predicted model, not a curated record. Gene Ontology annotation, biological process: negative regulation of endopeptidase activity. The transcript is spliced from 5 exons. The coding region runs from base 163 to 1440 and encodes 425 amino acids. Gene Ontology annotation, molecular function: serine-type endopeptidase inhibitor activity.